UUUCUUUUGGUCUUUCCAAUUCCAAUCCACCCUUUUUUUAUCAAACAAAUUAUUCGUUUCUACGAUUAAUUAUAAAAAAAUCCAAAAAAAAAAUCCAACCAUGUCUGCCGCUGACGCCAACCAACUCCAAGAAUCGUUGGAAAAGUUGAACCUCGAUUCUGCUCCAGCCGCCGCUGAAGAAGAAGCUGUUGCUGCUGAAUCUGCUCCAGCCGGUGAAGAAGGCGCUGACUCUGCCAACGUUGCUGAGAGCACUGCCUCUUUGUAUGUUGGAGAAUUGAACACCUCUGUCAACGAAGCUACGUUAUUCGAGAUCUUCUCUCCUAUUGGCCAGGUUUCGUCUAUCAGAGUCUGUAGAGAUGCUGUUUCGAAGAAGUCUUUGGGUUACGCCUACGUCAACUACCACAAGAUGGAAGACGGAGAAAAGGCUAUCGAAGAAUUGAACUACAGCCCAAUUGAAGGCCGUCCUUGUCGUAUCAUGUGGUCUCAGAGAGACCCUUCUGCCAGAAGAUCAGGUGACGGCAACAUUUUCAUCAAGAACUUGCACCCUGCCAUCGACAACAAGGCUUUACACGACACCUUUUCCACUUUCGGUAAGAUCUUGUCGUGUAAGGUCGCCACUGACGACAUGGGUCAGUCCAAGUGCUUCGGUUUUGUUCACUACGAGACUGCCGAAGCCGCAGAAGCCGCCAUCGAAAACGUUAACGGCAUGUUGUUGAACGACCGUGAAGUCUUUGUUGGUAAGCACAUCUCCAAGAAGGACCGUGAAUCCAAGUUUGAGGAAAUCAAGGCCAACUUCACCAACAUCUAUGUCAAGAACAUUGACUUGGAAUACUCUGAAGAGGAUUUGAAGAAGUUGUUCACUCCAUACGGUGCUAUCACUUCCAUCUACUUGGAAAAGGACGCCGAAGGUAAGUCUAAGGGUUUCGGUUUCGUCAACUACGAGGGUCACGAAGCCGCUGUCAAGGCUGUCGAAGAGUUGAACGACAAGGAAAUCAAUGGUCAAAAGAUCUACGUUGGUAGAGCUCAAAAGAAGAGAGAAAGAAUGGAAGAGUUGAAGAAGCAGUACGAAAACACCAGAUUGGAAAAGUUGUCCAAGUACCAAGGUGUCAACUUGUUCAUCAAGAACUUGGACGAUACUAUCGACUCCGAAAAGUUGGAAGAAGAAUUCAAGCCUUUCGGAACCAUCACCUCUGCUAGAGUUAUGGUCGAUGAAACUGGUAAGUCCAAGGGUUUCGGUUUCGUUUGUUUCUCGUCCCCAGAAGAAGCCACCAAGGCUAUCACCGAAAUGAACCAAAGAAUGUUCUUUGGCAAGCCAUUGUACGUCGCCUUGGCUCAACGUAAGGAUGUCAGACGUUCUCAAUUAGAACAACAGAUCCAAGCCCGUAACCAGAUGAGAAUGCAAAAUGCUGCUGCUACCGGUGGAAUCCCAGGUCAAUUCAUUCCUCCAAUGUUCUAUGGCCAACAAGGUUUCUUCCCACCUAACGGUAGAGGUAACGCUCCUUUCCCAGGUCCAAACCCACAGAUGAUCAUGAGAAGAGGUCAACCAUUCGGUGGUCCAGAACAAUGGCCAAGACCAGGUCCUAACGGCCAACCAGUCCCAGUUUACGGUAUCCCACCACAAGCUUACUCUGACUUCAACGGUCAAAACAUCCGUCAACAAAGAGGCUACUACCCUAACCGUAACCAGAACAAGGGCCGUCAACAAAGAGACUUGGCUGCUAUCAUUGCCUCUGCUCCUCCUGACCAACAAAAGAGAAUCUUAGGUGAAGAAUUGUACCCUAAGAUUGUUGCUACCGGCAAGGCUCAAGAACCAGAAGCCGCUGGUAAGAUUACCGGUAUGAUGUUGGACUUGGACAACCAAGAGAUCUUAGCUUUGUUGGAAGACGACGAGUUGUUCACCAACCACUUUGAAGAUGCUUUGACUGCUUUCGAGGAAUACAAGAACUCGGAAGCUGCUGCUCCUGUUGCUCCAGCUGCUCCAGCUGAGCCACAAGCUUAAAUUUCUACUCACAGAUUCUUGAAUGAUUUGGAACAGCUCAACCUAAGCGAAGACAACUAACAAAAAAAUAUUGAUCGGAAGGAAUAGAAGAAAUGGACGGUGGUGUCAUUGUCGUUUUUUUCUGAAGUAUUCGUCAAGGAUGAAUGUUUCAGUGUAUUCUAUUUUCUAAGUAUGUAAUGUAAUAGUUUUUUGGUAAAUGGGUUAAUGGAUUUAUUAUAUACAAACAAGAAAAAAAUAUGAAAAAGAUAUAAUAUUUU
This is a messenger RNA of Scheffersomyces stipitis CBS 6054, 2256 nucleotides long. It is a transcript of the gene PAB1, whose product is annotated as polyadenylate-binding protein. The record is from RefSeq and is a predicted model, not a curated record. The transcript has a single exon. Gene Ontology annotation, cellular component: ribonucleoprotein complex; nucleus; cytosol. The coding region runs from base 101 to 1999 and encodes 632 amino acids. Gene Ontology annotation, molecular function: poly(U) RNA binding; mRNA 3'-UTR binding; poly(A) binding. Lineage: Eukaryota; Fungi; Ascomycota; Pichiomycetes; Serinales; Debaryomycetaceae.